UUUGCAAGAUUGAAAGCACAAGGAAAGCACAUCACAUUAAAAUUAUACAUUAUUUGAAUUAAUGUUGAACAAUUGAAUACAAAUUUAUCCGCGUUUAACUAUACCUUUACAGAAUAACUGUGAUUUUUAAUAAUCCUACUACACAUUUCCAAAUUUUAAGACAGCAAUAUAUCAAUGAAGUUCACGUAAAAUUGUGCAACAUCUCUUCAAACUCGAUUGUACAGCAAAUUGUGCUCACGUCCAGAAUGUGUCCUCUAUGGCCGUUACAUCUCAUUAUAUUGUACUUGCUAGCGCUGGGUCCGCUAUGGGUACUGUGCCAAUCCGUACCCAACCUCAUAGCAUCGUUCAAUCCUAAGGAAAUCGAGCUAAACAUGGGAGAUAACUACUUCGUGCAUGUCAAUGUAUCAGGUACAGGCCUCAAACCAAAUGACGAGAUAAUAGCAAGGGUGGACAAAACGCACAUAGCAGAUACGGAGUGGAACACGACGUAUCGUUUGACGGAAGACGAUGCGAAUGGCGGCCUGUUUACAGGAUUAUUGAAAGUCAACGCUAAUUUUAUAGGUAGAACAGAGAUAGUGAUAGAAGCGAAAAGAGAGAAGCAGAGUUACCCAGCAAAUGGUACGAUGCCGGUGAUCGUGGUGCGGCCGUCGAGGGUUAUAGACAAACUGUUUACCACCAGUGUUGCUGUAUUUGUAUCGUUAAUCUUCAUAAACUUCGGUUGUGCGAUGCACUGGCCUACCGUAAAGGAGGUGUUGCUAAAACCCGUGGGCCCGAUCAUUGGAAUGUGUGGACAGUUUCUGUUCAUGCCAUUGAUAUCCUUCGCUUUGGGUUAUCUAAUAUUCCCGGAAUCGCCUGCUAUGCGUUUGGGCAUGUUUUGUGUAGGAGUGUCGCCCGCGGGAGGGGCUUCUAACAUAUGGACCUUUAUUUUGGGAGGCAAUCUCAAUUUGUCACUCGCUAUGACGUCUAUAUGCACUUUGGCGUCUUUUGCGUUCAUGCCGGCCUGGCUAUUUUCGCUCGGUCAAAUAGUAUUCGCAAACGCGAACAUUGUAGUACCAUACCCUCGUAUAGCGACGUUCGUGGUAGGGCUGAUAGUGCCCUUGUCUAUAGGGCUGGCGAUGCAAAGGUUUACACCUAGGGCUGCCACAUUCAUGGUGCGGAUUUUAAAGGGCUUUUCGACUACCCUACUGUUGUUCGUGAUUGUGUUCGCUAUUGUGACGAAUUUGUAUAUUUUCGAACUGUUUACUUGGCAGAUAAUCAUAGCCGGUAUGGGUAUACCCUGGCUAGGUUAUGUCCUAGGUUAUCUAGUAGCUGUAGCCUGCAGACAGAACCAUCCAGAUGCGUUGGCUAUAUCCAUAGAAACAGGCAUACAGAAUACGGGCAUUGCGAUAUUCUUGUUACGAUAUGCUCUGCCGCAGCCUGAGGCUGAUUUAACUACUGUGGUUCCUGUAUCAGUGGCCAUCAUGACGCCGAUACCUAUGACGCUCAUCUAUAUAUAUCAGAAAUUAAAGAGUUGUAGUUCGGAAGUAUGCGAAGACGAAAUGAGCACAAAAAAAUCAUCGAAGAUAGUUCACCAGUAUCAGAAGGACCAAACGCCAGCUUCGAUGGAACCGUUGAUGUCACAAAAUAAAGAGGUUUAAUAUUAAGCUUUAAUCGUAAUGAAAUAAGAUCGAAUUUCCUAUAUCUCAUGUCUUCAAUCGGCCUAACUCGCAAUAUUUUUAUAACAUUGUAUUUUGAACUCUAAUGCCUUUGAUAGAAGUGUUAUUUUGACUUGAACGUUUUGAAGCGUAAAUGUAUUUCGAAGCUUUAAAUGAGAAAUAUUUAUAUUUGUUAUUAUACCAGUGAGUAUAUAACAUGAUGAUUUAUUAUUAGUGUGUUAAAUCGAAACUCAACACGAUUGUAACGCAUUCAAUAAUAAAGUUAUAACGGACAGAAAGAAAUACAUUUAUAUUCACAUAAAACUUUUAAGGUUAAUAUAAACUGCCUUAAAUUAUGUUUCCUAUUUGUUGAUAACACAGAAAAUAUAUUUCUUGUAUUAAAAGACGCAACUCAACACGACUUAAAUACACUGGAAAAUGUGUUUUGUGUUAUUUAGAAAAUUCGAGUCAGUUUAUAUUAAUAAUUUACAGAUAUAAAGAAAAAAAGGCUUUAUUCUUAUGUAUAUAAGUCACAACUCAACACGACUUAUAUACAAUGCAUAAAGAUAUCUUUAGUCACUGACAUUUUGUACCAACAGGGCUAAAAUAAAACUGCCUUUAUGAUGCUUCUAGUGUAGAUUUACACAGAGAAGAGAAUUUAUUUAUUAUAGAAAGUUUAGAAGUCGCAACUCAACACGGCUUUAAAACACUUGUCAAUUACAAUUUAAAUAUUUAUCACUGGAAAGCCUAUGUAAAAACGCCUUAAAUAGAUGAAAAUCGAAUAGAGAAAAGAAAGAAGAGGAAAGUUAUAAUAACUUCCGUCGUCUGUUUAGUGUAGGUCGAUACUCAACACGGCUUCUAAACACUUGACAAGCAAUAUAUGAGAUGGUUAUUGUUCAAAGGUGUUUCGAAUAACCAAUUUUAAACCACAAACAGGGCUUAUAGUGAAAAUUCGAGACAAUACGAAAUAAUUUUAUGUGCUUAGAAGUCGCAACUCAACACGACUUCAAUGCACUUAUAACGGUUUUUGGAAAAGUGAUAACGUCUAAUAUAUGAACUCAAUGAAUAUUAGAUUUAUCAAUUGUGUUACAAAGUCGCAACUCAACCCGGCUUAAAUGCAAUACUUGAUAAAUCAUUUUGUAUGAUUUUUUUAAAGACCGUGUGUCUUGGUGACCAAAAAGAAAUUUUUAGUGUUCCUGCAACAUUAGAAAAAGUCCCAUUUUCAGUGUCUAUUCUACUUAGCACGGAAAAAUCAUCAUUAUUAUUCGUUCAUUAAAAAGUUGAUACUCAACACGACUUUUUAUGCACGACAUAUUUCAAAAUUAUAAGGCCAGUGUGAAACCGCCUUAAUGCCUCG
Messenger RNA from Colias croceus (clouded yellow), 2991 nucleotides. Its product is annotated as sodium/bile acid cotransporter-like. Gene Ontology annotation, cellular component: membrane. The record is from RefSeq and is a predicted model, not a curated record. The coding region runs from base 246 to 1637 and encodes 463 amino acids. NCBI's taxonomy places the organism in Eukaryota, Metazoa, Arthropoda, Insecta, Lepidoptera, Pieridae. The transcript has 11 exons.